Molecule: messenger RNA, 847 nt
Organism: Morus notabilis
Lineage: Eukaryota; Viridiplantae; Streptophyta; Magnoliopsida; Rosales; Moraceae
Exons: 4
Coding region: 116-826 (236 amino acids)
Source: RefSeq, a predicted model, not a curated record
GAGAGCUAGCUACCGAUCACAAAAGAAGAUUUCUACUGUCACAACAGUGGAAGAGGCUAGAGAGAGAGAGAGAGAGAGAGAGAGAGAGGCUAGAGAGAGAGAGAGAGAGAGAGAGAUGUCGGCGAGCAAAGCGAGGAGGAUCAAGCUGUACUGUCCGCCGGUGAAGAAGAUGAUUGAGAUGGUGGCGUGGGAGGAGCAGAGACUGGACCUGGGCUCCAUAGCGCUGGCGUUUGGGCUGGACCCGUCCACGUUGAAGCUCAACGGUCACUUCAUCAGCCGAGGCCUCGACCUCAUCUCUUCCUCCGUCACUUGGAAGUCCCUUCUUUCUUUCUUCUCUGCCAAACGGCUCUCCACUGGGAGAGACGACCAUGACGCGCUUAUCGUCGAUGGAAAACUCUCCAGAGUCGGGACCAAGAGAGCACAUGAUCCCAAGGAUGCUGUAAAUGGUAUUCUUGACUCUGCGAGUGUUCCUCGAGAAAUGGGCAACAGUGGGGCACCAGCAACGGAAGAUACAAAUUUGGUGAAGAGUAAGAAGAUUAGGGAAGGCAAUUCAGGUAAAAACGGCGAUUGUGGAAUGUCUUUGCUGUACAACGGCAUUCGCCUGAAGAGAAAGCAGUUAUUGGAAGACUUGAGCCUACUCAAAAAGCUAAGGAUAAACGAAACAUGUUCCGCAGAUAUUACAGGAAAGGGUAAUGACUUGUCAAGAAGCAUUUCAAGUUCAACCUGCAAUCUAAGAUGCAGUCCCAUGAGUCAAAAUAUGAAGCGGACGAGGGAAGAUGAUGUAGAUGACGCAAUCCUGGCCGCUCCUUACAAGAAGAUUAGAUGAACCCUCCUUUUUUUUUUUUUU